This is a messenger RNA of Suillus paluster, 1167 nucleotides long. RefSeq lists its product as uncharacterized. The coding region runs from base 1 to 1167 and encodes 388 amino acids. The record is from RefSeq and is a predicted model, not a curated record. The transcript has 4 exons. Lineage: Eukaryota; Fungi; Basidiomycota; Agaricomycetes; Boletales; Suillaceae.
AUGGCAGGACCGAAGGUAGACCUUGCAUCGAUCUCGCUCUUCCGCGCGACGCCUGCGCAAGUUGAGGAGACACGACGCCGAAGGUGGCCGCACUUGGGUGGCAGUAUGAGUCUCGCGGAGUAUAUUAAGCGAGAUGAAGAGAUGGAUGUUCUGGAGCACGCAAAGGAGGGGAAAAUGAUCACUUGGGUAUUGGCGCCACGGGAGGAUCCUACGACACUUGAUUUCAUGUGUGCUUGUAGGACAUACAAGCGCGCAAGUCUCGUCGCUUAUCCUUCCUCCUCCCCUUCUGAGCCCAACUCAGUACACGAAACAACUUCAUAUGGCGUCGCCGCGGUCUUCACUCCACCAUCAAGACGUGGGCGCGGCUACGCUGGGCACAUGAUGCGCCUCCUGCAUUGGGUCACUGCCUCGCGUGCUAAUCUUCCUCAGUUCCCAGAGGCAUGGGGCGCACCACCGGAAGAAGUAGCGGAUGCUGGCGGGGGACUGUUCUCGGUGCUGUGGAGUGAUGUUGGGGAGGAAUUUUACCACUCAGCGGGGCCAGGAGGAGAAGGAGGCGGAUGGGAGAAGCGGGGACCAGUUUCAACUGUAUGGGAGGUUGGCGCUGACGAGGGAGACGACGAGGGAUGGACGUGGCUGACUCAGGAACAGCUGAAGGGGCUUUGGGACCACGACGCUGAGCUGAUUAGAAAGGAGCUAGAGACUAUGCCGAUGAGCAAUGGGUCAUAUGAAGUGGAGUGCCCCUCGGCACUUGUGGCGUGCUUGCCCACAAACGGUGUCUGCGCGUUCCAAAUACCGCGGGCAACAUACGGCUCGAAUUUUUCUAUGGCAGGCGGGUUCUGGGGUGUACAGUCCUCUAGCGACCCAAACACAUACGCAAGCUGGAGCGUUGAAAUGGGACCUCCCCCACCAACGCUGAUCGUCACGCGACUCUGGGCCAGUGAAGGCACGUUCCCUGGGCUGAUCGCGAAGAUCAAGCAUGCGGCUAGACGAAGUGGAAUUGGGAAAGUGGAGGUGUGGAAUUUGCGAGCAGGAUUAAGGAACGUUGCGGAGAAGACGGGUGGACAGACGUUUAUACGAAAUGAACAUUUGCCGCAGAUUGUGUGGUAUGGACCUGGGGCCACAGGGAAUGUGGAAUGGGCGUAUAACGAGAAGUUCUGCUGGUGUUGA